AUGGCUGCCGGUUUGAUGAUGAUCAGCUCAAUUAUCUUCAUCAUUUUUGCUUCCUUGUGGACUUGCCAUGAUGCUGCAAGUGACACACUCAAACCAGGGGACACUCUCAAUUCCUCAAGUUCCUUAGUAUCUGCAUCGGGAAAGUUCAGUUUGUAUUUCUAUGUAUAUAAUGAUGGUUCCAACAACAACAGCUAUCUAGCUAUCCUGAACAAAGAAGCUCCAAACAAUGUAUGGAUUGACCCUAUUGUCAUUUCCUCUGCUCCACAAACUAGUAAUAUUAGUACUAGUGUUGUGGCUACCCUUUUGGAUUCUGGCAAUUUUAUACUGCAAGAAGUGAACUCUACGGAUGGAUCGACAAAGCAGGUUUGGUGGCAAAGUUUUGACUAUCCAUUUGACACAUUUUUACCUGGCAUGAAGUUAGGUAUUAAUCAUAAGAGUGGCCAUCUUUGGUCGAUGUCAUCAUGGGCUACUUACAACAACCCAAUGCCAGGGCCAUUCACUCUUGAUUGGGAUCCCAAUGGACACCAAUUGCAAAUCAGGCGACAGGGGGUGCUUUAUUGGACUAGUGGAGUCUUUACAAGCAGUAGUAAAACGUUCGAAUUUAUUUCGGCUGAGGAGUCCAAGCUGAGGUAUAAUUUUAGUGUAGUUUCAAAUGACAAAGAAGACUACUUCACUUACACUGCUGUAGAUCAUGAUCAAAGUGAUCAGGAACCACAAUGGGUGCUAACCUUUAUGGGAAGAUUUCAUGACGGAUCCUUUAAUUUCACACAAGCAGAUAACUGUGAUGGCUAUAACACAGGUGGAGGGUGUGUGAGAAGGGAUCGGCCAAGUGAUUGCAUGGCCAAAUUCAAUGAUGAAUUUGAGCUCAAAAAUGGUUACUUCAAGAUCAACAACUCUAGUAAUAGUUCGAGAUCCCCAUCCUGGUUUGGCACUAGUAGUAGUGAUUGUAAGGCUACCUGUUGGCAAAAUUGUGAUUGCCUUGGAUUUGACGUUCCACUUGCUAAUGGGACUAGCACCGGGUGCCGAUUUUGGAGUGUAGACUGUCAAUUCUUUGAAGACCUCACUGCAAGUAACAGUUUUGUCUUGUCAGGACAUGCAACACCAGCAAAAUCACCAUCUGCCAAAAAAAAUGGACAUAAGUGGUUGUGGGUUGGCAUUGCUAUUGCUGCUGCAGUACUUGUAGUGGUGUUCUGCAUCUAUCUGCUAAGAAGAAGAAUAGUUUCAGGCAAGAACAGAGCAAAUAUACAGAACAAAAUGCUUAGCUUCAUGAAACAUUCCAACAGACCUACUGAUGAAGAAAAUAUGGGACAGCAUGAUUUAAACAUAUUUACCUACGAAUCUGUCUUGGCUGCCACUUGCAACUUCUCUCAAGAAAACAAGCUCGGAGAAGGGGGCUUUGGACCUGUUUAUAAGGGAAAAUUAGCAAAUGGACGAGAAAUAGCCGUGAAGAGGCUUUCAAAAUGUUCCGGACAAGGAACGUCAGAGUUUAAGAAUGAAUUGAUACUCAUACAUGAACUUCAACAUAGAAACCUUGUUCAGCUCUUUGGAUUUUGCAUUCAUGAAGAAGAGAGGAUGUUGAUAUAUGAGUACAUGCCAAACAAAAGCUUGGACUACUUUUUAUUUGAUUCAAUCAGAGGUGUGCUACUAGAUUGGAAGAAGCGUUUCAAUAUAAUUGAAGGAAUCACUCAGGGAUUGCUUUACUUGCACAAGUACUCGAGAACGCGAGUAAUUCAUAGAGAUUUAAAAGCUAGUAACAUACUACUUGAUGAAAAUAUGAACCCUAAAAUUUCCGAUUUCGGUAUGGCAAGAAUUUUCUCCCACGAUGAAUUGGAAGAAAACACCAGCAGGAUUGUCGGGACACGUGGUUACAUGCCACCUGAGUCCGUGGAGGGAAUUGUUUCUGUAAAAUUUGAUGUCUACAGCUUUGGGGUGUUGAUGCUUGAAAUCAUAAGUGGGAGGAAAAACAACAGCUUCUACAAUGAUGACCGCGCACUCAAUUUAGUAGGAUAUGCAUGGGAGUUAUGGAAACAAGGUUCAGGGCUAGAAUUAAUGGAUCAAAUGGUAGGUGAUUCAUCAUGCAUUGAAGAUCAAUUGUUAAGAUGCAUCCAUGUUGGUCUGUUAUGUGUAGAGGAAGAUGCAGCCGAUAGGCCUACCAUGUCAGAUGUGAUUUCUAUGUUGACAAAUGAAAACCCACCAUUAGCCUUACCUACAAAGCCAGCAUUUUUUGUUGGGAGGAAAUUGGUGGAAGCUGGUAUAGGUGAAAAGCAACAUGAAAUUACAUCAGUGAAUGACUUGUCCAUUUCCAAUUUUGAUGCACGUUAA
This is a messenger RNA of Prunus dulcis (almond), 2322 nucleotides long. Its product is annotated as G-type lectin S-receptor-like serine/threonine-protein kinase CES101. Gene Ontology annotation, molecular function: ATP binding; protein serine/threonine kinase activity. The record is from RefSeq and is a predicted model, not a curated record. The coding region runs from base 1 to 2322 and encodes 773 amino acids. NCBI's taxonomy places the organism in Eukaryota, Viridiplantae, Streptophyta, Magnoliopsida, Rosales, Rosaceae. Gene Ontology annotation, biological process: protein phosphorylation. The transcript is spliced from 8 exons.